Molecule: messenger RNA, 1029 nt
Organism: Phytomonas sp. EM1
Lineage: Eukaryota; Euglenozoa; Kinetoplastea; Trypanosomatida; Trypanosomatidae
Source: the annotation of a GenBank genome assembly
AUGUCAUGCCCGGAGGGUGAAAAAGUGGAAUCCUUCAAGCGGGCCCGCGCUUCGUCCGGGGCGCGGGCGGACGACCCCUCCACCCCCCUCCCAAUCCACGAAAAGCUCACCCACCCGGCGGCCUACGAGCGCACCCACGUCCAUCACGUCUACGAGAAGAUCGCCGCGCACUUUUCCGCGACCCGGUAUCGCGCGUGGCCGCGGGUGCGGCGGUUUCUCGAAUCCCUCCCCCCCCACGCGAUGAUCGCGGAUGUCGGGUGCGGGAAUGGAAAAUACUUCGCCUGCGCGCAGCGCCGGAGCGUUUCACUUUCCUCACCUUCCUCACCUUCCGCGUCGGAAUCGAUUCCAACGCGGCGAUACGUGAUCGGGGUGGAUUACAGCGCCGCGCUGCUGCUUCAGGCGCAGCGUGCGGUGGCGGAUCCGAACGUCAUGGGUGCUCCCGCGGCCUCGGCCUCGGUUUCGUCAUCUGCGAAAGGGGCGAAAGGGGAAAAAAAAGGCAAGGGAAGCGUGGUGGAGCGGCAGCCUUGGACGGAUUCGAUUCGUUGCGAUGCCCGCCGCAGCCCUCUCCGUGGGGGCCUCUUCGACGCAGUGAUCAGCAUCGCGGUGAUUCACCACUACGCGACCGGGGAGCGUCGACGGGAGGCCAUCCGGGAACUCCUUCGCCUCGCGCGAAGCGGGGGUGGGUGGGUAUUAAUUUACGUCUGGGCAAGAGGGGAGGCAGGAGAGAAGGAAAGGGAAGGGGAAGAGGCGCGAACGAAGGAAGGGGAGGGUGGAAACGACGAUAAAAAGACCGCCCGACGGGGGGAUCCCCACACCGGCGACGCCCUCAUCCCAUGGGAGAUGCACACGCGGUUUCGCUCCGACGCGGAGGACGAGCCGCGCGUCUUCCACCGGUUUUAUCACCUCUUCGCGGAAGGGGAGUUGCGGGAUUUGUGUUUGGCGGCCGCGGCGGAGGCUGGGAUGGGGGUACGCGUACGAGAGAGUUACUUUGAUAAAGAAAACUGGUGUAUUUUACUAGAAAAGGACUAA